GUGUGUGUGUGUGUGUGCCGGGCUGAGGGCUGAGGGUGGCCGGUCAGGCGUCAGUAUUGAUCACAGGUACAGCCCCAGACCACACCUUGCCAGCACCGGAUGUGAUUAUCCGCGGGUAAUUAACCGAGACCCACCUGGCGUGACCACCGCCCGAAUUAGUAAUGUUGGUAUUUCCGAUUGAUGACAUCACGGCCCCUUCCAGCGCCCUGAUUGGCUGCUGGAGGCGAUGACGUCACCAAACAUUAUCUUCAGGAGUUCAUGAUUGGGUGGCGCGGCGUCUUGAGUCUCCCUCCCUCGUUCGGUUCCGUCUCGCCGCCGGAGGAAACUUCUGCCGCUCGCCGCGCAUCGCCCAGCCCUCUGCGUGACGGUUCGGCGGCGUGUUGACGGCUGGCGCCCCGCAAAGCCUGCCUGUGACGUAAUGACACGAUUAUUAAUAUAUGAGCGAAGCGAAGCGCAGUCAGUGUACAUCGGUGACGCGUACAGGAGGGACCGUUCACCGCGCGCUCCCUUUCCCCCGACCAGCGCCGCUCCCUCCCGCGCCGCACACCUCCGCACCUCACACAGACAGACAUACGGAAAACUGAAGUGAAGGGAAAAAGCACAGACUAACUUGAUGCUACAGCGAUAGUGAAAAAAGAAGAAAAAGAACACAACCAACAAUGAAAAAUAGUGAAUCGCGGAGAACAGAUCACAUGAACACUGGAAUUAUUUGAACGUUGUGGUCGAGACGAACUGAGAGAGAGAGAGAGAGAGAGAGAGAGAGAGAGAGAGCGGAAAUAACAACGGAAACAUCAACAAGAACAAUUACCACUACUACUACUACUACUACUACUACUACUACUACUACUACUACAAGAUGGCGUUGAUGGAGGCUUUAUGUUUCCAAAUUCGCCAAGCUCUUCUCGGCACCCAGAAGGAGUGCAGCGGCGGCUUCCGUGGCCCCGACGAGACUGUGACGGAGGAACGCAUCCAGCACAUCCUGAGUGAGGCCUCGCGCGCCAUGACCUCAGGCCCGCCCCAGCCCGGCCAGCAGGACCAGGACUCCCGCAGCACCGACUCCAAGUCCCCCGCCAGCUCCACACACUCCCCCAGCAGCCCCCUUACGCGAGACGCCAGACCACGCAUGCGCAAAAUAGGCAACGACGAUAUGCCUGAAGAGAAGGUCGCCAGAAUCUACCAAGACGAACUGAUGAAGCUGAUGUCGCGGCCCCAGGAGCCCCCGCUGCCCCUGCCCCGCGACCCCCAGUACCCCGGCAUCCUGUUCCCCUUCCUAGGCCAGACGCUGCUCUUCAACCGGUCCCACGAGGAGGUCAAGAUGGCCCUGGACGCUUACCACCAGGAACUCGGGAAACUCCAGAGCUCGGCAACGGGUGUGGGACUCGGCGCCGCUGGACUCGCUCUGGGCGGCGCUGGAGGCCUGGGCGUUGGCGUGGGCGGAGCCGUGGGUAUGGGCAUCGGGCUGGGGGCUGGCGGCCUCCACAACGGCGCCCAAGAUCUCUCCCUGCCCAAGCGAGAACAGAGAAGCCUGGACGAUGACGAGGACGGGAGGAACCUCAGUGCUGCCUCGCCUUUCUGUCCCCGAACUAAGGCUGAGACGAGUCUCAAUACGGCAACCUCCCUGAGUAGUCUGAGCACGCCCACACCACUCAGCAACCUUGUAACUCCCAUCACCUCCAUCGCAGUUAGCAGUAGCAGCGGCGGCGAAGACUGUGUGUCCGCCUCGCCCCUCCAACGCAUGGCUUCGAUCACCAACUCGCUCAUGACGGGCCCGACCAUCUCCACGAAUUCCUCGGUGCCCCAGAAGCCCCUGAAGGCGAUCCUGCCCCCCAUCACCCAACAGCAGUUUGACCAGUACAGCAACAUGAACACCGAGGAGAUUGUCAAGAAGGUGAAGGAACAGCUGAGUCAGUACAGCAUUUCUCAGCGGCUUUUCGGCGAGAGCGUCCUCGGGCUGUCUCAGGGCUCCGUGUCUGACCUGCUGGCCCGCCCCAAACCCUGGCACAUGCUGACGCAGAAGGGCCGCGAGCCAUUUAUCCGCAUGAAAAUAUUCCUCGAGGAUGACAACGCGGUGCACAAGCUGGUGGCCUCGCAGUACAAGAUCGCCCCAGAGAAGCUGAUGAGGACAGGAGGAUAUACCGCCCCGCCCCUGUAUUUAGUCGGUGGUUGCCCUCUGCCCGGGGGUUUGGGGGGUGCUGGGGCGCGAUUCCCGGGCCUAUCCACUUCUGGCUCUCCCACCCUUCCGCCAUACACAAGCUCAGGGAAGCCCCCACACCACAUGAAGCUCGCCGCUGACCUCCCAAAGAGCAUUGAAUCCCCCUUGCCGCCUGUCGGGAUCCCCCCCUCCCUCGGCGGCCUGCCUCUCCCCUCACACCCGAUGUCCUUUGACUCCAGAAUGCCCCCGCUCGACCCCCUGCGAAAGAGCGCACUGAGCAACCCGCGCCAUCCCGGCCCCGUGGCGCCCUCCGUGUACGAGAUGGCGGCCCUCACGCAGGACCUCGACACGCAGGUCAUCACCACCAAGAUCAAGGAGGUGCUGCUCGCCAACAACAUCGGCCAGAAGCUGUUCGGCGAGGCGGUGCUGGGGCUGUCGCAGGGCUCCGUGUCUGAGCUGCUCAGCAAGCCCAAGCCGUGGCACAUGCUGAGCAUCAAGGGCCGCGAGCCGUUCAUCCGCAUGCAGCUGUGGCUGAACGAUCCGCGCAACGUGGAGAAGCUGCAGCACAUGAAGAACGAGCGGCGGGAGGCCAACAAGCGGCGGCGCGCCCUGGACCCCACGGCCGAGGUGUCGCAGGACUCGCAGGACGUGUUCCAGGCCCCGUCGCCGGGCGGCACCUCCAAGAAGCAGCGCGUGCUCUUCUCCGAGGAGCAGAAGGAGGCCCUCAAGCUGGCCUUCGCCCUGGACCCCUACCCCAACCUGGCCAACAUCGAGUUCCUGGCCCAGGAGCUGCAGCUGUCCACCCGCACCAUCACCAACUGGUUCCACAACCACCGCAUGCGCCUCAAGCACCCCGGCAGCCCCGGCGGCAGCAGCUCCCCCUCCCGCGAGCCCCCGCAGCCGCCCCCCGGCCAGGCCCAGGGCGCCCCCUUCGACCCCCUCAACUUCCGUAUCCUGCUGUCCCAGCGGAUAAUGGAGGUGAGGAAGGAGAAGGGCCUGCCGCCCACCCUGCCCGGCCUGGGCCACGGCCUGCCGCCCAGCCUGUUCCCGCACUUCCCGCAGCUGGGGCCGCACGGCCUGGCCGGCCACGCCCUCGACCGUGACCUGGGCAGCGGCCUCGACCUGUCCAUGAAGUCCGAGAACGACUACGACGACACAUCCCUCGGCGACGACGACUCCAACAUGUCCGGCGCCAUGAGCCCCGGCGGCGGCCGCUCCGAGGGGGAAGGCGAGGACCGCGAUGGGCGCGGCGCCCCCUCCCCCGUGGCGCGCUCCUCCUCGCGCCGCAAGCCCGCCGCCCCGCAGUGGGUGAACCCCUCGUGGGCGUCGGGCGACGGUAAGGAGCGCGAGGUGAUCAUCAACGGCGUGUGCGUCAUGCAGACGGACGACUACCGCCCGCGCGACCAGCGGGACCAGCAGGAGACGGUGCGCAUCGAACCCACGCCCGUCGAGGAGGCGCGCGCGCGCUCCCUCAAGGAGGAGCAGGAGGAGGAGCCCGAGGAGGAGCCGCAGCAGCCCGCCUCCUCCAUGCCCUCCCCGCCCCCCCGCCCCGACCCCGCCGAGGGGGAGUCCGGCCCCCUGCAGGAGGAGGAGGCCGCGGCCCCCCAGGAGGGAGCCGCGCCGGGGCCCGACGCCCCCCCAGCCGAGGAGGGCGAGGGCGAGGAGGAGGAAGAGGCGUGAUGUUAGUGUCGGCCUAACGGAGACGCUUUGAUGCCGGAGUUUGUGACGCGUCGGUCGUGGCGGCGGCCAGGGGCGGCGGCGGCGGACGCCCUCCCGGAAUCUCUCGUAGGCACGUUGUGGGCCUAUAAAUCACAAUUUAGACUCUCAAGUCAUAAGUCCUGCAGACGUCAACCUCUGUUAUUUUACUAUGAAAUGUUCGUGUAUUUUACUUGUUAACUUGUCGAAAGGUUUGUACAUAACAUUUUCCCUCGUCCCGUUUUCUUUUGUAUGGAGCUCCCGUAGCCUAGUAACGCCAGGUGUUGAGAACGCCAGGCCGCCGCACCGCCCCGGGCCCGGCGCCGCCGCCGCACCGCGAGGCGAAGCCCAACAAACAGACACGAGAGUCGCCGAGCUUUGCCCGUGAACCGCGGCCCAGGUGACCUCCCCGCCAGGUGUAGCAGACGCGGCACCUCGGAGGCACCCCAGUGAACCCAGCACGGGA
Messenger RNA from Eriocheir sinensis (Chinese mitten crab), 4313 nucleotides. Its product is annotated as homeobox protein cut-like. NCBI's taxonomy places the organism in Eukaryota, Metazoa, Arthropoda, Malacostraca, Decapoda, Varunidae. Bases 857 to 3832 code for a protein of 991 amino acids. Gene Ontology annotation, molecular function: DNA-binding transcription factor activity, RNA polymerase II-specific; DNA binding. The transcript is spliced from 12 exons. The record is from RefSeq and is a predicted model, not a curated record. Gene Ontology annotation, biological process: regulation of DNA-templated transcription.